Eurytemora carolleeae is the source of this 3355-nucleotide messenger RNA. RefSeq lists its product as uncharacterized. The transcript has 21 exons. NCBI's taxonomy places the organism in Eukaryota, Metazoa, Arthropoda, Copepoda, Calanoida, Temoridae. The record is from RefSeq and is a predicted model, not a curated record. Bases 33 to 2141 code for a protein of 702 amino acids.
CUGGAUCAGUGUGUACUGCACUUCAGAGCUGUAUGACAAAUCCUACUUCUGCAGCAUGUACAGGAACAUACAGUGCUAGUACAUCCAUUCCAUCUGUAUUGGCGGCUAAAUGUGACAGUACAACAUGUACAGCAACAGCUACUGACGUCAAUACUCUGAAAAACUGUUUUACCAACCCUUCAUCAUCAGCAUGUACCGGAACCUACGGAAGUGCCGCCUCCUUACCUACUGUACUGGCUGGAAAAUGUGAAGGUUCUACAUGCUCUGCUCUAACUACAAUAAAUGCGGACAUUUUAACCAUCAAGAAAUGUUUUGAUAACCCCUCAGCUUCUGAUUGUACAGGGGCUUACAGUAGCACAACAUCUUUACCCAGUGUACUGGCAGGGAAGUGUGCGGGUACAACUUGUACAACACUAACUACAGAAAUGGCGACAGUUAAAAGUUGUCUCUCUAACCCAUCUGCGGCAGCCUGUACAGGAACAUACGGUGGUACAACAGCUCUGCCUGCCGUCAUUGCUGGAAAAUGUGAUGGUACAACAUGUACAACUUUAAAUUCAGAAGUUACAAUAAUAAAGAGUUGUUUAACAGAUCCAAAAGCUGCAGCUUGUACAGGUACAUAUAGUGCUAGUACAUCCAUUCCAUCUGUACUGGCGGCUAAAUGUGACAGUACAACAUGUGUAGCAACAACUACUGACGUCACUACUCUGAAGAACUGUUUCACAAAUCCUACAGCCGCAGCUUGUACAGGUACUUAUACUGGUUCUACAUCUCUACCCAGUGUACUGGCAGGGAAGUGCGAUGGUACAACAUGUACAACAUUAACUACAGAAUUGGCAACUGUAAAAAGUUGUCUCACAAACCCUUCUGAUGCUGCUUGCACAGGAACAUAUGGUGGUGCAACAGCUCUGCCUGCUGUACUGGCCGGAAAGUGUUCUGGUACAACUUGUACAACACUCAAUACUGAUGUUACUUCAAUAAAAAGCUGCUUUACAGAUCCUACAGCUGCAGCCUGUACAGGUACAUACAGUGCUAGUACCUCCUUGCCCUCUGUACUGGCUGGAAAAUGUAAUGGUGCAACAUGUACAACCCUUACAGGAGAAAUGGCAACAGUUAAAAGGUGUUUAACAAAUCCAGCUGAUGCAUCCUGUACAGGUACAUACAGUGGUAGUACAUCUUUGCCUACUGUACUAGCUGGUAAAUGUGACGGUACAACAUGUACAACUUUAAUAACUGAUGUAACUGCACUGAAGGCUUGUAUGUCUACUCCAACCAAUGCUGCAUGUACGGCUACCUAUGGUUCUGCAGGUACUAUUCCUACUGCACUGGCUGCUAAAUGUGAGUCAUCAACCUGUACAACACUUACAACCGACCUAACAACAGCCAAAGCAUGUCUAACUGACUACACAGCAGCAACAUGUACAGGAUCAUACGGAGCUGCUACAACAAUACCAACCAAGCUAAACCAGAUGGACAAGUGCAUGACAAGUAUAGAUGACGCUACAUGUACUGCUGGGUACGGUACAAGGGUCAACUCAGGAGGAACUGGUUUAGUGGCCUGGGCUCAACAAUUAAAGAAACCAAGUGUUGUACAGUGUGGAUUUGGAGUUAAAACUGGAGCAUUACCGUUUAUCAGGACAACUGAUACAGCUGAACCAAACAGUUGCAGUGUCUUCCCGAGUUAUUAUCGAGUUGUGUUUAAGUCUUGCGUUCAGUCCGAGCCAGAUAAUACAGAUAAAUAUCAUAUGCAGCCCGAUGCCGCGACGGAUUCACAGGAAGUGCAAAUAAAACAAGAUGGAUGGUAUCAGAUCGAAAUGUCCACAUUUAUGACGCUGAAAGCAGCUUCUCUUCGGGCCAAACUACAAAUUCUGAAGAUCUCGAGUAAAAACCCAACAGCUGCAUGUUCUGCAGCUGCUACUGCCUGCACGGAGCUACUCACACAAGAAGCUAAAAAUGAUGUGACUGGUACAUCUCUCGAUGCUCCAUUCAAUAGUGAAGGAGCAUUCCAAUUGUGCAGCGGAGAUAAAAUAAUUGCAAUAUUCAGCAAAAAUGGAGGAGCAACUGCUCAGACAGAAACUACUAUAUCAGAUACUGCUAAACUAGAUCAAACCAUUCUGACUGUCACUAAAAUCUGGUAUUCCUAGGUCCUAGAUUUUAGAUUCUAGAUUUUAGAUCCUAGAUCUUAGAUCCUAGAUCUUAGAUCCUAGAUCUUAGAUCCUAGAUCUUAGAUCCUACAUCCUAGAUCUGAGAUCCUGAACCUUAGAUCAUAGAUAUAUCCCAAAAUUCUUUUAUUGUUUAAUCUGUUAUUUGUAAACUUGAAUCUCGAUGUCUUGCUAAAGUUAAAGAUGGCAGCUAAAACAGGAAAGGACGAACAUUUUAAAAUUAAAUGUCGUUUUCAACGCUAAUAGAGCAACCUCCUGGUUAUGAAACAAUUCUCAAUUUAUGUAAUUUUGAUUUCAGAAUUUCUUAAUUUGAUUUAGCCACUUUCAUUAUUUUCUAAAAUCGUUAUUUUGAGAGGUAUCUUCUGUAUAUUAAAUGAUAAUAGUCUGACAAAGUGAAAAAAAAUACUUCCAAUAUUUUUUAAAGAAUCAGUAUUAAAAAUUAGGGUUAAAAAAUUUAUCAUUAAAUUGUGUACCUUAAUUAGUUACAACCCAUUCAGAGUUUAAUAUUUAAGAUAUCAUGUUUUUUUAACGUUUUGCAUAAAUUUAAUAUCUUAAUUUAAUGGUAUUAAUUUAUUCUAACUGCCAUAUUUGUUUUUACCCGGUGUUGGUGCUUUGUAAUAUAUUUGCUUUUUAAUAUUUGUAUUUUUUUAAUUUGGAGGUGUGUACAUUGCAGAACUGAAGAACAACAAGUUAGAUAUCCCCCCUCCUCUCUUUUAACAUGGGUUAUAUAUCUCCCCUCCUCUCUUUUAACAUGGGUUAGAUAUCUCCCCUCCUCUCUUUUAACAUGGGUUAGAUAUCUCCCCUCCUCUCUUUUAACAUAGGGUUUGGGAAAAGGAAAUAUAAUUUAUAUUGAUCUCUGUACACACCCAAUUGUUUAUUUACUCUUUUAUUUUGAAAUUAUAUUUAUAACUUAAAAUUGAAUAAAAAUAUCAAUUUAAUAAACUUAACAUUUUUUGUACAACUGCAACUUGGAAACACAACGUUACCCUAAAAAGCUUUGUUUGAUAGAGAUGCAUGAGCUGUCCAGGUUUCUAUUUUUUAAUUAUGAAUUUUUUUCCACUGUGGUUUCUCUUUAAAAUUAUUUUGCAGAUGUCAACGUACAGAAACAAUAGAGUUUAUUGUCAACGAAUUUUGUGCAACUUCCUGAAUGUAAUAAAUAAACAAUUUAUAAACAAAUAAAUAAACAGCUGAAAAAU